Messenger RNA from Sycon ciliatum, 4357 nucleotides. RefSeq names its product RNA-binding protein Musashi homolog 2-like. Gene Ontology annotation, cellular component: cytoplasm. The coding region runs from base 709 to 2214 and encodes 501 amino acids. Gene Ontology annotation, biological process: regulation of translation. Lineage: Eukaryota; Metazoa; Porifera; Calcarea; Leucosolenida; Sycettidae. The transcript has 15 exons. The record is from RefSeq and is a predicted model, not a curated record. Gene Ontology annotation, molecular function: mRNA binding.
GGCGAUCAUAUCACAGAAGAGUCGCUUCCCGGCCCCGUAGUUCCUUGCGUUGUUGCUCAGCUCUCCAGCCAUUGUAGGGCUGCUGUCAGUUCUAGUAUAGCGAGUGUGUCCGUUGUUGUUUAGCCGCCUAGCUACAUCUCCUUCUCUCUCUCUUCCUUCCUCGUGCCAGUAGGGCCAGGGCGUUUUCUUAGCUGCUGCCUAGACGGACCCAGCUAGAGUGUUGUCAGUUUCGCUCCCGUACCUCCCCCACCUACUAGUUCCGUUCAUUCGCGUCGCGGCCUUCUACCUAGCUUGGUGUGUGAGCGAUCGCACUAGAUUCGUGAGAAAGUGUUCUUCCAUAGCGAUUAGAGACUCACGGGUGGUAGUGGUCCUCGCUGGACAUCUUCAGAUCAGCUCUAACGUCGAUGCUAGCCUUAGCGGAGGAAAACUAGGUGGAGAUACCAAGGCGACAAUCGCUGAGUACUGCACUGAGAGCGAGACGGUGCGAAGAACAGACCAGUGGUCCCACGCGAUUUACUGCGUUGACUGGGGAUUCUCACCUCCAACCACUACACAGUGUAAAGAGUAGAAUACUGUUACCACCGUCAAGUCGUACCCUCACGCCUGGUCCGAUCUCGCAGGCGUACUUCGGGAUUACUCCGCUAUUUGUUACUAGGCGUAGGCGAGGAGAGUGUAGCCACUCAUCGCUUCUUCAUUGAUCUGCAACUCAUGGAAAAAUUUAAGGACACCAAAAUGGAUCUAGGCACAACUACACCAGAAUAUUCGCCAUCCACGUCCGCUGCCCCUGCUGCCGACACUACUCCAGUGGCUCCUGAAUCUUCGCCUGCCACCAUGUCCACGUCUAACAGCGCUGCGAAUGAAGCUCCAGCUAGCGUUGAGCCCAGCGGCCAACCUGUCGACCAAGACGCAUCGACUGACGCGGCGCAAAGCGAAGAAGCAGUAGACCAGGCUGAUUCGAAAGCAAAUCCAAGCGACAGCAACGAAUCGGAGACCCGAGAUCCACCAAAUGAACCAGGAAAAAUGUUCAUAGGAGGUCUGAGCUGGCAGACUGACCAAGGUGCCUUGAACACGUAUUUUAGCAAGUACGGCGAAGUGAAGGAGAGCGUUGUGAUGACCGACACUGUCACUGGAAGAUCCAGGGGAUUCGGUUUCGUCACCUUCAAGGACCCCAGCUCAGUUGAUCGUGUCCAAGAAGAGAAACGACACAUGCUGGACCAAAAACAGAUUGACCCGAAGGUUGCAAUACCCCGAAAACAAGUGGUCAACAAAACUAAGAAACUUUUCCUCGGAGGCCUGGCUCAGUCCACUACUGAGACCGAAUUAAAUACUUACUUCGAGGAGAGAUGGUCCAAGCCCGACGAGUGUGUUAUAAUGGUGGACAAGCAAUCUCAUCGACCCCGAGGAUUUGGAUUUGCCGUAUUCAAGGACGAAUCCACGGUGGACGAGAUUUGCAAGCUGCACUAUCUAGAGAUCAACGGGAGAAUGGUCGAAGCCAAGAAGGCUCAGCCAAAGGAGCUGUUGAAGGAGGCUACGCGCCACAGACCGACGAAACCUUACGGCGGUUUCAACACAGCGUACCCCCAGAUGAUGCUGGAUGCCUACACCAUGCAGGCUAUCAGAGGUGGCAGCGGGGGCCGCAAGGGUCCACAGCGUGCUCUGGUGCCCUUUGCACCGCUCGGCUAUUAUCACGCGGCGGCGGCGGCAGCAGCCAUAGACCCUAGGAUGCGGCUAGCGACCAUGGCGCCAUUCUAUGACCCAUACACUAUGAGCAUGAUGCGACAGCCGAUGGGAAUGACCUCUGGACAGGACCGCAACGCUGCAGGGUACUAUCAAUCCGGGUAUGGCAAUGGCGGCGGGAGUGCCACGAGCAGCUCUCGCUUCCAGCAGCCGCUGAGCCCCACGGGCCCAGCGCAGGCAGCCACGACUAACGACAUGAUGUCUAACGUGUCUACGAGCACCAUGUCUCAUGGUGGUAUGCAUAGCGGAUUCUCAUCCAAUAAGGCAGGCUAUGGCGGAGUCUCGUCGCAGGCAUCCGCCGCUAGCAUGGCCAGUAGCAUGGCUCAGAUGACGCUGAACGGGCCGAGCCACGGGCAAGGGGCCAGCGCUGGUGGUGCGGGGACUGGCUACGAGCAGCACGCGCCGUCAACAUCCUUUGGCUCCUCAACGUACAUGCCUAGCGCGGCUGGCCACCACACUUUCACGGGUCACCCGUAGGCAGCCGGGCCACACGCCGGUAGCUAGACGGUCGGAGCGCACAUGGCACUAGUGUACGUGCUCUGCCAGCCUGGCCCUCCCCAGCCGCUGCUGGGUGACCGGACGAGGAUGGCAGUUGCGCUGCAUGAGCUACCUUGCGCUCCACCGAUCUUCUUGUAGCAUACACACACACACACACACCCACACACACACACAUACACACAUGUACGCACACACACACACACACACACAUACUUAGCAUACUGACCUGCAUUGUAGCUAACAUAGACGACAGUCGGUCCAUUCCAUUGCGCCGCACGGUGAACAUGCUGAAUCGCGACUUCGGUCAACGGAGACUCUGAGUAACUCUCCCGUUUAGAAUUUUAGCUAGGCUACAUGAGUACAUGGCGACUCGCAUCACCAUCACCGUGGAGGUAGCAUUAGAUUUAAAUUUCCGGAGGUCAUCAUCUUUUCCCAUGCUUAUUUUUUUAUUUUUUUAUGAUUUUCUUCUGAUUCAUCAUGCGACCAAUCCCCCUAUGCCCUCCAGUGCUCUAUCCAUUCUAUGUGACCCAGUUUCCGUCCUCGAUGACGUCAUGAUCCCUCAACUCAUCCACAGCCAUUGCCGCAGACCUAAACCAUAAAACCUUUGACGACGACGACGACAACGACAUCAUCUCCAUCAACACACCAUGAUGACUGAUGAUCAGACACUCGGCUCAUUGCCGUAGGGCCGAUCUCCUCGCUAGUCCGCAACCGCAGCCAACACCAUUCUUCUCUCUCUUCUUUCUCUCUCUCUCUCUCUCUCUCUCUCUCUCUCCCUCCCUCUCUCUCUCUCUCUCUCUCUCUCUCUCUCUCUCUCUCUCUCUCUCUCUCUCUCUCUCUCUCUCUCUCUCUCUCCUCUUCCUUCGUAGCGCUCUCCACCCCCCCCCCCAUCCCAUCUCUCUCUCUCUCUCAUCUCUGUUGAGUGUUGAGUGUUUCCUCGUUGUUGCGUUUGUACUGGUCUCGAUUUUGUCCCUGGUACGUAUGUCGCAGUACCAUAUUGUACGUACGCUCGACCUCGUGUGCAUUCUCUCAGUUGUUGCAAACCGUGGUGAAACCUACUGAAUGUUCCAUUGUUGUUUGCAUGACUUUGUCUUGUCAGUCUGAACCAUGCUGACGUUGCAUUCUUCGUGCGUUGAUCAGCUUUGUCUCGACCAUUGUCAAGGUGUGUAAUUUCUUAUUGAUAAUCUGAAGCGUCUCUCGCUUUCUCCCGCCGUUUACCUAUUUACCCACUCGCCACCAUCUCAACUCUCUCUCUCUCUCUCUCUCUCUCUCUCUCUCUCUCUCUCUCUCUCUCUCUCUCUCUCUCUCUCUCUCUCUCUCUAUCUCUAUCUCUAUCUCUCUCUCUCUCUCUCUCUCUCUCUCAGUUUACCAAGCGCUUGUUUGCACAGUUGGGCAUAUUUGGUGUAGCUAAGGUGUUGGCACCAUCAGCUCUUCACUCCUGUGUCGGCGGAAACCCGACAUAACAGACAUGAACAGACAUGAACAGACUGGACCGCAAGAACUUUGUGUACUAGUAGUACAUGUUUUGUUUUGUCAGUUGCCGUUACAAACGUAUUCAGUAGACCAGAGUGCCUCUGUGUGUUAGGACCUGAGCACUGCGAUAGACGAGGAGUAUUGAGACAGCCCACUGGAGGAAGCCCUCUACUUGAAAAGCAGCACGGAUGGCCGUUACCUAGGCUACGUAGAUCACCGUGGUUACGGUCCAUCGUAGAUGUGCCCGUCACGUCCAUCGUAGGUAUCUGUCACGUCCAUCGUAGCAGUGGAUCUAUCUUGUGUGGGCCCCUUGAUUUGUUGCUCAUCAGUCGUCGCUAUUGGCAUCAUAGUCGUCGUGGAAAUCAUCAUAGUCGUCACUGACAUCAUCUUAGUCAUCACUGACAUCAUCAUAGUUGGCACUGACAUCAUCAUAGUCAUCAUUGCACGGAGUAGGAUUAGGAUCAAUUCAUGGUUUCUCUCUUUAGUUAGGUUUUUUUUAUACUGAUGAUGCUCCCCUAGAUAUCCGAUACUCCAUGUACACAUUGUUAGUCUUGUGUAUAAUCCACUGCUUGGUCUGCAUGUUUGUGAUCCUCUCAACAUCUCGUUUGAGCGUGUGCUAUUUCUGCUGAACCGUUCCGAUCCACUUGGA